This is a messenger RNA of Gasterosteus aculeatus aculeatus (three-spined stickleback), 3306 nucleotides long. Lineage: Eukaryota; Metazoa; Chordata; Actinopteri; Perciformes; Gasterosteidae. The record is from RefSeq and is a predicted model, not a curated record.
UUACCUAUAAAUAUUAACAAAGCGAUUGUUUUAAUGUUUACUUUGCUUAAGUAAAUGUACCGUUAGUGUUUUCAACGGUGAUGUUGCGAAGUAACUCUAAUUUUAGACUUUGAAGUCACACACGUUGGAAACUAGUGUAGUGAUUCCCAUCCGGGAAAUACAUUCCCCAGAGAUUAUGUCUAAGCGAUGGAGAAAAUAACCGAGAAGCUGUUACUGGAGAAAGGCUCUCCAAAAAGCAACAAACUGGAGCAGAUCAAGACACUGAAUUUAUCCGGGCUGGGACUGAAGACCCAAGACCUGCCUGUGCGGCUGCUGUCCCGCCUGCGGUCCCUGGAGCGGUGGGAUCUCUCUGGGAACUCCCUGCAGGCGUUGCCAAAGUCACUGGAGCUGCCGGCGCUUUGCUACCUGGACCUCAGCGACAACCAGAUGGAGGAUGUGACCACUCUGGAGCCUCUCAGCGGUCUGCAGGAGCUGAAGAUGGAGGACAAUCUUUAUAUCACUGUUAGUGAUAAUUACAAGCUGAUGGUGUUGUUGCCCAAACUGAGGAUUUACAACGGUAAAGAUGUCAGCACCUCUGCCAACCAUUUGCGCUUUGUCUACAGUGAGAACCUGAGGACCAGGAUCAUUGCCGUGUGGGAGAAGAGCUUCUCUCUCCCGGAUCCCGUCACGGCGGAGAAAUUGUCCGCCUUGGAGAAAAGCUUUGUCAGUACUGCCCGUCAACAGGUUAAAUAUGGACCCAGUUCAGUCAGCGACUUCACCAAAUGGAGGGUGGAGGUUCUCGCUAAGGAGUAUCUGCGCUCUCUGACCGAACCAAAGGAAGAACCGGAGUGCAAAAGGUCCACGGACACUAAAGAGAGCAGCAGGGUCUUGACGCCUACGAAGAGGAAACAAAACACAUCCGUUGACACCGACAGAAGCCUGACGCCUCGCAAGAAACUGCGCUCGGAUCUCCCGGCCUCCCCGGCCGCGGUCAGUCCCUGCAAAUCGGGCCUGAGCCGCAAACUGCAGGCGCUCACCCAGGCCCCCGCCGUCAGGGUGAGCCCCCGCAAGGCAAGCCAGCCUCCCGUCACCCCGACCGCGGAGGCGCCGAGGAGAGGACCUAGAGCGCGACAAGCCAAAGACGACGACGACGACGGGGCUCAGACAAAACCGAAUCGAGCGGAGCCGCGGAGGGACGCUGACUGGCUGUCCUCGAUAAAGAGCUGCAGCAGGACUCCGCCGGUGCGUCUGAAGCCUCUCCACGUCCUCCAGUGCCACAGUAAACAGGACAGCUCGGAGGACUUCUCCACCCAGCUGUGGGCCUGUGCCUUCCAGCCGCUGCCAGACUCCACGGGUUCUGGAGGCGGGAGCCGUUUGGUUGCUACCUGUGGUGGAGACUCUCUCUGUGUUAUUGACUGUGAAACCGGUUUAGUGAUGAAGAAGUACAAAGUUCCUGGAGAGGAGUUCUUCUCCCUCUCCUGGUCCACUGUGCUGAUGUCCAGAGGAGGCGGGGCCUCGGCUCAACACUGCAGCGUUCUGGCGGCUGGUGGGAAGAGGGGACUGGUCAAACUGAUCCACCCCAGAAACAACGUGGCCUACGGGGAGUUCAGGGCCAGCCGCAAGGCGCUGUCGGUCCUCCGCUUCAACCACCACCAGGGGAACUUCCUGUUCACUGGCUCAUACGAUAACAAGAUUGUGUUGUGGGACAUCGGAGGAGUGGACAGCCAGUACAACUACAAAGUUGUUCAGCUGCUUGUGUUGGACAUCAGCACCACCCCUCUGCACAUCUGCCUGCCCCCCACCUCCCCCAGCUCGCACCUACUGACGGCCUGCGAGGACGGCCUGCUCUGCUACGACACGCGGCUCGGCGGCAACAACAACACCACAAAGAGGACCAAAGAGAUGGAGAUAACGUUCCCCAUCUAUAAGAAGGAAGACAAAGACCAUGACUACCACACCAUCGAUGGCCUUAGUUUUCUUACGGAUGACAUAGUGGCCUCCAAGAACUACAUGCAUUGCUCCAUUUAUUUGUGGAGCUGGAGCGGGACCAAGGCCCAGCGGCCCGGCAAGAAGGACCGGACCGUUUGUGCUGUGGUUCUGGCGGAGCUGCAGUGGGCCAAUACUGAGAUCCCCUACCUGGCUCUCAACACCUGCCCAGGCCAAGCCUACGUAGUGUGUGGUGAUGACAAAGGCAGGCUAUGGACAUACAACAUCUCCAAGCUGCAGAAAAACAGUCUCCAGACGGGGAAGCCCAUACUCCCCACUGAGAUGUUGGAGUGGCCGACCCCAGUGAGGAAGGACCGCGGCCAGGUGGAGGGCCCCUCCAUCAACAGCGUAGCAAUGGACCCUGAGCUCCACUUCCUGGUGGCCCUAAGUGACAAGAACAUGGUGAUCGUGUGGAAGAGGGAGGAGUCCGCCUGAGCAACACGGGCCAGACACUGUCUGCUAAUCAUAAGUGGAGGUCCAGGUUUUUGAUACAAGCCCUUAAGGUUUGUUUGCCGACACACAAUUCUUUAUUAUUGUGUCUCUUAUGGUCCUUUUGAUUUUGUUGAAUUAACUGUUCAGUCCUUAUCGCCAAAUGAGGAGACACCAAGGUGAUUGAGCUUACAGCCUUUUUGUGUUACAAACUAGCUGUGGUGAAAUUUCCAGGAAUUCUCUGUUUGCAUCUGGGAAGUUUGAACGGAAAACUUGCACAAAAAACAGAACAAAAUGUGAAUCUUUGAGAGUGUAGUUAUAAAAGAGAUGUUAAAAUGUCGGAUCCAACCAUAACAACAGUGCGAAAUUCACAAAUCCAAUCCAAGAUCCAACAUGAUGCCUUACUGGAAAUGUAUGGGCCGAAGUUUGUGUAACUGGAAACAGAAAAUAUAUAUUUUACAUUUAAAGUUGAAUAAUUUAAUUAAUUGUGCACCCAAGAACCAACACAUAACGAAUACAGCUUUUGAACAAAGUGACAUUUUUUUUUUUUUGUGCAUACAUGUGUUUUCUUCUAAUGUACAUAUUUAAGGUAAUCGUAGGUGAAUGCGCCUCAUCUGUAAUGAGGUCAGUCUUUGGACCUUGCUGUUAUGUAAUGACACGAUCACGUUACGGAAUGCAAACACACAAACACGCCUCACUAAAAAGUCAACACUGGUGUGAGGAGUAAAGAGGCAGAGUAGAUAUGCAGCCCGGAUACUGAUAGUGAAUCCAGAAAAGAGUUUUCCUUCUUCCUGUCUGAUCCAGUAGUACUGAACUGACUGUAUGUCUCUGGGUGCGACUUACCAUUCUUUUUAUGUGUUUAAACUGUGCCAAUAUAUUGAUUUAAUAAAUCAAAUUAUUGCAUUUUAAAAA